GUGCAACGAAGGUGUCCUGGUGAUCACGGAAGGAUUCGCGAAGGACGCUCUCGUCACGAUACGCGAAGGAACUGUGGCGAAUAAGCGCCAAGUGUUACGUACGGUGACGGUCAUCUGGCCGUUUGUGAAGGAAGUGUGAUUUUUCGGACGCCGGUGAAAUUUUGUGACAAACACGAGUGGUGAACAAACAGUGACAAACGUUGCUGAAUGUGAAUUACAAAUCGUGAUUGUUUGUGGUGUUUAACCGUUUUUAUUCUUUUAACUCAGAUAGAGGAACACACAGUAUCCCAUCGGACCGGCGAUUGAGGGCUUGUUCGGCAACGAUCGAAAGAAAAAAAAAAGAUGCAAGGAUUUCGGGCGGUCGGAAUCCUUCUGCUUGUUCAGGCAAGCUAUGCCGUCGGACAGCUCUUUGCUGAUAGCCGAAAUGCGUUGGCACCACCGGCAAGCAGAAACGUACUACGCCAGGGUGAUCGAGCACCGAGCCACGAUCACACCCAUAUCGAGACAAUCGAUGUCAAGUGUGACCAGCGGAACGGUAUGCUCGUGACGGUUCAGUUCGAGGACGAUUUCCGAGGUGUCAUCUAUAGUCAGGGCUACCACAACGAUCCCAAGUGUCGCUACGUGCAGGCGAACCAGGGCGGACGACAGUUCACCUUCACCGUACCAUACGACAGGUGCGGCAGUAAGCCAUCCUGUGCCGUAUGCGCCUCCGUAGACAAUGUGCUUGUCAUCCAGACGGACGAAGAAGUGCAGGAGGCCUGGGAUACGGCCCGGCGCAUCUCGUGCAGUCAAAGCGAGCAGCAGCAAAACACGAUCAUCUUCAAGCCGUUCGUCGUGGACCAGUUGGAGGUGGUGAACGUGCCUACUUCGACCGGUGGAGUCGAGUGCUGGAUGGACAUUCAGCGUGGCACUUAUCCGAACAUCUCGCCCAUUCCAAGCGUAAUCAAGAUCGGCGAGGCACUCAGCGUGCUGGUGUACCUGCGUGAUCCGAAGGGCGAGUACGACGUGUCCGUGAAGGACUGUUACGCGUUCGAUAGUCCCGAUUACGAUGCGUCGACUACGGCUCGUCUGCAGCUGUCCGACAAGAAUGGGUGCUCGCGCAAGAAGAAGCUGUUUGGGCUGUGGCAGAAGACGACACAAACGGGUAGCUCAGGUGCAACGCUAGUCGUGCACAACAGCAUCAAGGCGUUCAAGUUCCCUGAUCGUAUGCAGGUGUUCCUGAAGUGUGACAUCGAGAUCUGUCGCGGUGGUUGUGGGCCUCAGGUGUGUGCGGAGGAGAACCUUGUGAGCACGGUAGAGACAACUACCCGGCGACUAGCCGGUCCGACACGAGGACGACCCAGCCAAACGACAACACUGGCUCCGGUCGUGCCAACUCGCGGACGACGUCCAGAUGUGAAUGUCCCAGUUCAAACCCAACCGCCAUAUACGCCUGCUCCGACGCAACCACCGCGUCGUGGCACACGUCCACCACGUCCAGUGGAAAGCAGCACGGUGACAGCUCCACCACGACGCACUCGUCCACCAAACACUAGACCACCGACCGUACAGACGACACAAUUCGUGUGCCAACCUGGAUCCACUGACGAUCGUUGUAAUGACGUUGUUGCCGCCACACAACGACCCGACUGUUCUCGAGGAUCUCGUGAUCCUCGCUGCCGAUCGCGCGGUACUCGUCCGCCGGUUUCUACCACAACGGUAGCCACUCCCGCUCCGUUGAGAUGCUUCCCAGGAUCAACGGAUCCGCGGUGCCCAACAACCUUCCGCCCGUCAGUUCGACCAACCCAGCGUCCUCCAACGACUCCUGCAACGCAACGUCGUGGUCCCACUACAGUGGCUGACGAGGACGAUGAUGAUACUGUGCCCAAUUGUCUGCUGCGUGCGGAUGAUCCUCGAUGUGAAGAAGUCGCCGUCUUCCUGCCCGUGAUUCCACAGGAUCAGGUUACCACGAGACGACCGGUGGUGGUUCCAACCGUCCCAUCAGUAACACCAAGCCCCUCGCUUAACUGUUUCCCGGGCUCCAACGAUCCUCGCUGCCGGACACCCGUCCUUCGCUGUCCCCCGGGAACGACGGAUUCUCGUUGCCCAGGGUUCGUCGCGCCACCAAAGGACACGGCAACAUAUCUACCACCGGUCGAUAAGCCCAAUUGCUAUCCAGGAUCGAGCGAUCCACGCUGUCCGACGACUCCACGCCCAACGCCGACCACUCAGCCUCCAUUGCGUUGUUUCCCGGGCUCAAGUGAUCCUCGUUGUCCUCAAACAACUCCACGUCCAGUACCAACGACCACAUCUGCCCCAGUGUGCUAUCCAGGAUCAACCGAUCCACGUUGUCCGAAACCACCGCCAACCACUCAACCCCCAUUGCGAUGCUUCCCCGGAUCAACUGAUCUGCGGUGCCCUCAAACUACUCCCCGCCCGGUCCCAACAACUACUCCAGCGCCACGAUGCUUCCCAGGAUCAACGGAUCCACGUUGUCCUCAAACCACUCCACGUCCAGUGCCCACUACAACUCCUGCACUCCGCUGCUAUCCAGGAUCAACAGAUCCACGAUGCCCACAGACGACUCCUCGUCCGGUUCCUACUACAACCCCAGCUCUCGUUUGCUACCCGGGCUCUACGGAUCCUCGUUGUCCGACGACGCCACGUCCAACGCCGACUACUCAGCCACCGUUACGAUGCUACCCUGGCUCCAGUGAUCCUCGUUGUCCGCAAACUACACCUCGGCCGGUGCCAACAACGACACCAGCCCCUCUCUGUUAUCCUGGCUCCAGUGAUCCUCGUUGUCCGCAAACUACACCUCGGCCGGUGCCAACAACAACUCCUGCUCCAGUUUGCUACCCAGGCUCGACCGAUCCUCGAUGCCCGAAGCCGCCACCAACCACUCAACCACCUCUACGGUGCUUCCCAGGAUCAAGCGAUCUUCGAUGUCCCCAAACAACAACUCGCCCGGUGCCAACAACUACGCCUGCUCCCCGAUGUUACCCGGGAUCAAACGAUCCCCGCUGCCCAACGACACCGCGUCCGGUACCAACCACAACGCCGGCUCCGCGUUGUUUCCCCGGCUCGACUGAUCUUCGAUGCCCACAAACUACAACGCCGCGUCCUGCUCCCACAACAACUCGCGGACCUGUUUGCUUCCCAGGAUCCACUGACGCAAGAUGUCCGCAGACGACACCCCGUCCAGUGCCAACUACAACGCCCGUUCCUCGAUGCUAUCCUGGCUCAAGUGACCCUCGCUGUCCACAGACAACACCACGACCAGUCCCGCUAUGCUAUCCAGGUUCCUCCGAUCCGCAAUGUUCCGAUAAGCAAAAUUCUGAAUCUUACCUUCCCCCGGUGGAAAUUCCUAGGCCAACAACAACGCAACGUCCCGCUUGCUACCCAGGUUCAACGGAUCCACGUUGCCCUCAAACAACGACUACAAGGCGACCGACACCCACUACUACUCCGGCCCUCCGUUGUUAUCCGGGAUCGAACGAUCCACGCUGUCCAACGACGCCACGUCCUCCACCAACAACUCAGCCACCGUUGCGAUGCUACCCGGGCUCAAAUGAUCUUCGAUGCCCUCAAACAACUCCUCGUCCAGUGCCAACAACUACUGCGGCCCCACGAUGCUUCCCCGGAUCAACGGAUCCUCGUUGUCCUCAAACAACUCCACGUCCAGUACCAACGACCACACCUCCUCCAGUGUGCUAUCCAGGAUCAACCGAUCCACGUUGUCCGAAGCCACCGCCAACCACUCAGCCACCAUUGCGAUGCUUCCCAGGAUCAACUGAUCUGCGGUGCCCUCAAACAACGCCUCGCCCGGUCCCAACAACUACUCCUGCGCCACGAUGCUUCCCGGGAUCAACUGAUCCACGUUGUCCGACGACUCCACGUCCAACGACUCAACCUCCACUCCGCUGCUAUCCAGGAUCAACGGAUGUUCGUUGUCCUCAAACAACUCCUCGUCCAGUGCCAACAACUACUGCGGCCCCACGAUGCUUCCCCGGAUCAACGGAUCCUCGUUGUCCUCAAACAACUCCACGUCCAGUACCAACGACCACACCUGCCCCAGUGUGCUAUCCAGGAUCAACUGAUCCACGUUGUCCGAAGCCCCCACCAACCACUCAACCCCCAUUGCGAUGCUUCCCAGGAUCAACUGAUCUGCGGUGCCCUCAAACUACUCCCCGCCCGGUCCCAACAACUACUCCAGCGCCACGAUGCUUCCCCGGAUCAACGGAUCCUCGUUGUCCUCAAACAACUCCUCGUCCAGUGCCAACAACUACUGCGGCCCCACGAUGCUUCCCCGGAUCAACGGACCCUCGUUGUCCAACGACUCCACGUCCGACUCCAACGACGCAACCUCCGCUACGUUGCUAUCCGGGCUCCAAUGAUCCUCGCUGCCCGACCACACCAAGACCAACCACUCAGCCGCCAUUGCGUUGCUUCCCAGGAUCAACCGAUCUGCGAUGCCCGCAGACAACUCCUCGUCCUACAACACCACGUCCAACCGUGCCAUCACGCCAGCUUUGCUACCCUGGCUCUCCGGAUCCAUCGUGUCCGCGACCGUUCGUUUCCACCACACCAUCGUCGUGCUAUCCGGGCUCUCCCGAUCCCAACUGCCCGCAGCCUUAUCGACCAAGCAGCACUAAUCCUCCUGCUACUUAUUUGCCACCGUUCCCUGCAACCGGUACAGGCCGCUCCGCUCGCCAUCUCAGUCCGGAAACGCUCAACGACAUAAACGCGUUGGCCGACACCAUCGACUCCGCCUCCGUCGCAUCCAGUCCUGCAGAGCAUACCGGUGCAGUAGGCGUCACAUCCCAGGCGCAAGGAAGCACAGCCAGAACCAAGCGAGAUGUCAGCCUGCCGAACGAUCUGGAUGGAGAGUUGGCAAAGGAGAUCAUUUCCAUCACGCUCAACAUUAAGGGCUAUCAAUUUGGGCAAUGAUCGGAAGCACACGGUAGCGUGGCACUGUAACGAUCGUAUCGCUCAUAUCGCAUAAUACUCAUCUGUUCGAACGAACGGAAGUCAAUAUUUCGACAGCGUAGCCAAAAGAACAAACGAUUUGCAAUGCAAAAAGUUCUUCAUCACAUACCGACGGCCAAUUGCGGGUUACGCGUUGAAGUAGAAGUAGACAAGAUUGUAAAUAAAUUAAAUAAAACCCUCACA
Anopheles nili is the source of this 5151-nucleotide messenger RNA. RefSeq names its product mucin-2 (gene zye). The transcript has 5 exons. The record is from RefSeq and is a predicted model, not a curated record. Lineage: Eukaryota; Metazoa; Arthropoda; Insecta; Diptera; Culicidae. The coding region runs from base 343 to 4929 and encodes 1528 amino acids.